AUGUAUAAAUCCUUAACAGCUAGGAGAUAUAAGCUAAUAAGAUUAUUAAUACUAAAAGCAAUAUUUUUAAGGCCUUUUAUACUGCAUAAGCUUAUAGCUUUUAUAAUUAUAGCAGUAGCAGUAUAUGCUGCUUACUUCCUUUUUAUCUUUUAUAUAUUGAAGAAGAAAUACUUUUUUAAAGUAUAUAUAAAGUAA
Messenger RNA from Trichoderma reesei QM6a, 195 nucleotides. RefSeq lists its product as uncharacterized. Lineage: Eukaryota; Fungi; Ascomycota; Sordariomycetes; Hypocreales; Hypocreaceae. The record is from RefSeq and is a predicted model, not a curated record. The coding region runs from base 1 to 195 and encodes 64 amino acids. The transcript is spliced from 14 exons.